Molecule: messenger RNA, 5899 nt
Organism: Anolis sagrei ordinatus
Lineage: Eukaryota; Metazoa; Chordata; Lepidosauria; Squamata; Anolidae
Gene: PAN3
Product: poly(A) specific ribonuclease subunit PAN3
Biological process (GO): nuclear-transcribed mRNA poly(A) tail shortening; protein phosphorylation; mRNA processing
Cellular component (GO): PAN complex; P-body
Molecular function (GO): metal ion binding; ATP binding; protein kinase activity
Source: RefSeq, a predicted model, not a curated record
GGCUGUGGCGCAGGCGCGCUGAGGCGGCAGCUCAGGAAGAGGAAAAUGGCAUAAACAACCCCGCCGCCGCCGCCGCUGCUGCCGCCACAGGGACCAUUCGAGGCCCAGCUGCGUUUCCCCCUCAGCGACAUCCGUCGGGCCUUUCUCCGCGUGAGCGAAGCCCUCCCCUUGAGCUGCCCGGCCUUGGGCCUUGACAGUGGCGGCGGAGGAGGCGGCGGCAGCGGCCUUCCCUCCUCCUCCUCUUUCCCUCAUGGUUCCUCGUCCGGCCACGGCGGGGCCUCCUGAGGCGGCCCGGCUGUUCAUGGCGCUGUAGCGUCGGCGCCAUGAACAGCGCGGGGCUGCCCUGCUCCUCCCCGGCGGCGGCGGCGGCGGCGGCGGGCGGGCCUGCUCUGGCUCCGGGCCCGGGCCUAGGCCUCCCCGCAGUGGCAGCGGGCGCGGGAGGCCUCCCCGGCGGCCUGAAGCUCAAGUUCUGCCGCUACUACGCCAAGGACAAGACGUGCUUCUACGGCGAGGAGUGCCAGUUCCUGCACGAGGAGCCCGGCGGCGCCGCCUCAGCCGCCUGCCCGGGCCCGCCCCCGCCGCCUCUCCCGCCCGCCGUGGCGCUGGGGGGGCUCCCGCUCGGGCUGGGGCCGGGACCCGUGGCCGCCUCGCCGGGACACAGCGGGGGUUACCCGGGCCCGCACGGGGCCUCGCUGGCGGCAGGCCCCAAGAAGGGCCCCGACUUGGCCGCAGCAGGAGCAGCAGGAAGCGGCGCCGGAGGAGGAGCGGGCAUGGACGGACCUCGGCUGGCCAUUCCCGGCAUAGAUGGAGGUGCCCUGGGUGAACCUAGUCUUACAGACUCCUACUUCAGCACAAGCUUCAUUGGAGUUAAUGGGUUUGGAAGUCCUGCUGAAGCAAAGUAUCCUAUGAUGCAGAGGAUGACUAAUAGCAGCAGCUCCCCUAGCCUUCUCAACGACAGUGCCAAGCCGUACGCAGGCCAUGAUCAUCUUACUUCACCUGGUUCAUCCUUGUUUAAUGAUUUUGCUGCCCUCAGCUUAUCUCAAAGGAGAAAACCAAGAAAGUAUCGUCUGGGGAUGCUGGAGGAGAGGAUAGUUCCGGUGGGAUCAAAGGCUCGAAAAUCAAAGAACACUAUUGGCUGCUUGGCUGACAGGUGUAAAACAGGAGUACCCAUCAAUAUGGUUUGGUGGAACAGAGUCACAGAAAACAAUUUACAGACACCAAAUCCCACUGCAAACGAAUUUAUUCCUAAAGGAGGAUCAACCUCCCGACUCAGUAAUAUGUCGCAGUCAAAUAUAUCUGCCUUUUCUCAAGCCUUGUUCUCUCAUCCUUCCAUGGGAGGUCCUGCAAAUGCUGGACUAGCUCCAGGAAUGUCACUGUCAGCAGGAUCCUCUCCCCUUCAUUCCCCUAAAAUUACUCCUCACACGUCUCCUGCUCCUAGACGAAGAAGUCAUACACCAAACCCAGCAAAUUAUAUGGUGCCUACUAGUGCCUCUACGCCAGUUACUAAUGCUGUCUCCCAGCCCUCUGCUGCUGGCCAAGUGAUUCAGAAGGAAACGGUGGGUGGCACAACCUAUUUCUACACUGACACAACUCCAGCACCUCUAACUGGAAUGGUAUUCCCAAGUUAUCACAUUUAUCCUCCAACUGCACCUCAUGUUGCUUACAUGCAGCCAAAAGCUAAUGCACCUUCCUUCUUCAUGGCAGAUGAACUCAGACAAGAGCUGAUCAACAGACAUUUAAUUACAAUGGCUCAGAUAGAUCAAGCAGAUAUGCCUGCUGUCCCAACAGAAGUUGACAGCUACCACAGCCUUUUCCCUUUAGAACCACUGCCACCACCCAAUCGGAUACAGAAAACAAGCAACUUUGGGUAUAUAACAUCAUGCUACAAAGCUGUAAAUAGCAAAGAUGAUCUGCCAUAUUGCCUUCGGAGGAUACAUGGUUUUCGUCUUGUUAACACAAAGUGCAUGGUGUUGGUUGAUAUGUGGAAAAAAAUCCAACACUCAAAUAUUGUAACAUUGCGGGAAGUAUUCACCACUAAAGCAUUUGGAGAGCAUUCUCUUGUGUUUGCAUACGACUUCCAUGCUGGAGGAGAGACUAUGAUGAGCAGACACUUCAAUGAUCCUAGUGCUGAUGCCUAUUUCACGAAAAGGAAGUGGGGUCAGCAUGAUGGACCUCUGCCACGGCAACAUGCUGGGUUGUUGCCAGAGUCUCUGAUCUGGGCCUACAUUGUGCAGCUCAGCUCUGCAUUGCGGACCAUUCAUACAGCAGGAUUGGCAUGUCGGGUGAUGGACCCCACAAAGAUUCUGGUAACUGGCAAAACAAGAUUGCGGGUGAACUGUGUUGGAGUCUUUGACGUGUUAACAUUUGAUAACAGCCAAACCAAUCCCCUGGCCCUAAUGGCUCAGUAUCAGCAAGCAGAUUUGAUCUCCCUGGGGAAGGUUGUGUUGGCCUUGGCUUGCAAUUCUUUAGCAGGAAUUCAGAGAGAAAAUUUGCAGAAAGCGAUGGAACUGGUGACAAUCAACUAUUCCUCUGAUUUGAAGAAUCUUAUUUUAUAUUUGCUGACUGACCAAAACAGGCUUCGAAGUGUAAAUGAUAUCAUGCCUAUGAUUGGUGCAAGAUUCUAUACUCAGUUGGAUGCUGCCCAAAUGAGGAAUGAUGUAAUAGAAGAAGAUCUUGCAAAGGAGGUUCAGAAUGGAAGAUUAUUUCGACUUCUUGCAAAACUGGGAACAAUCAAUGAGAGGCCAGAAUUUCAGAAGGACCCAACAUGGUCAGAAACUGGAGACCGAUACCUCCUGAAGCUCUUUAGGGAUCAUCUAUUCCAUCAGGUGACUGAAGCGGGUACUCCAUGGAUAGACCUCAGUCACAUUAUCUCUUGUCUUAACAAGCUAGAUGCUGGUGUGCCAGAAAAAAUAAGCCUCAUUUCCAGAGACGAGAAGAGUGUACUUGUGGUAACGUAUAGCGACCUAAAACGCUGCUUUGAAAACACUUUUCAAGAACUGGUUGCAGCUGCAAACGGUCAGUUGUAGUACUUGCUGAAAGCAUGCCGGACAUUGCUGAGGAAAGGAACCAGUAGCAAAUUGCACUACAACUGAUUGUCAUCAUCUCAUUUCACACUUUGGGAAACAAAACAGCAGGAGAUGUGCUGCACUUCGGUCAGGUACACUGUUACUUGAAGGGAAGAAUGAUUUUGCUUACCCUUGAGCUCUGGCUGCCAUUGGAGGCUUUAUCUGUGAAAAAUUUAUUUUAAAAAAAGGAACACAUCAGGGGCGUGAUGUUCCUGCUUUUAUUUUUUCCACUCGUAUAUGCACUAAUUUUAAUUUUUUAAGAAGACUUUCUGAUCUCUGAAGUUUUGCCACAUUGGAUACUUACUAAGGGAAUCUCUUUGCAAAGACAUUUCUGGGAUAAACUCUUUUUCUUUUGCUUUCUUUUCUCCCUCCCCCUUAUUUUUUUUACCACCAAGGGUUUUAUUCAUUUUGAUAUUAUUUGCACCCCAGAAUGCUAUAAAGGACCAGGUGAAUAAUUUCCUAAAAAUUGUGUUCUGUAAAUUAAAAUGUAGCUUGUAACCUCUGUAAAACUGUGUCAUAUGCCACCCACUGUUAGGUUAACUAAUCAAACCAGAAGAUGCGUAUUUAAAAAUGAAGAAAAAAAUCAAGUAAGAUAUUGUAGAGAUGUCACAUGUAAAAAAAUCCCCCUUUAUUUGGUCGAAGCACCAUUUGAGAUCUGUAACUUCAAGAGCAUACCCAAAUUCUCUAAACACAACCAGCGCCUUUUAAAUAAAAUACCUGUUUGUAUAUUUUCCUGCUAAUCGAUGCAUUUACAUUUAUGCAAUUUUUAAUAGAAUUUUUUAAAGAGAAAUUGUGUUACAGGUCUGAUGUUUCAGGAGUGUAUUCUUUUAAGUUACUUAUAGUAUCCUUUUCGUUUUUGUAUAAAGUUCUGUUCUUGGAACCACAGCUUUAUUAUGGUACUUUACACUGGAUACAGAUACAGAGACACUGUCCAGAAGAUUAAGACACAGCAGUUGUCUGGCAUCAAGAGCUUUUUGAAGUUUUAUAGCCUGAUUCUGGAGGAAUUGAUGGUAUGCUGUGCCUUUGCAGUCACUGCUUUGCCCAAAGUAAUAUUACUUUUGAUAAUACCCAACGCAUGAAUAUUCAGUCUUCAAGUCUGGAUUUUUAUUUUAUUUUAUCUUCUUAUUUUGCUUUUUGCCCGCAACUAGUUUUCUGAUACUGGACCCGCUGUUGUCUGCAAGCUUUGGGUAUUCAAGGGAAUUUGUAGUAGAACACCUCCACUUUGAUACUGAAGACUGCCAAAUAAGUAGGACUGUUUAUUUCUUUGUUCUUUCUUAACAAACAGUAGUGAAGAUUGUGUAAACCUGCAUCUUUUUCCAGCACUGAAUGUUUAAAAGCACUGGGUGCUCGCUAUGAAGCAAACAUGUGGAAACUCUCUUCAAAAGGUGUCGGACUGGCUCAAAGCACUUGCAACUGAUGUUACUGGCAUCGAUUUUAUUAAUUCUGGAUAUUUGUAAAUUCAGAUAAAUUUUUAAUAAUUAUCUCCAGUUUUAUAAGCUUUAAAGACGACACUCCUACUUUGGAUUUGCCUCAAGAAAAGCAGAGCUCUUCAAGGCUUUGAAAGUCUAGGGACACCGUUCAGGAGAUGUGGCAGAGCAUCAGUUGAGGAGCUUAAAGAAAUAACAUUAAUUAUUGUUUGAUCUGAAAAUAAGUUUUAAAUGGAGCAUAAUGUUUAAUAUUCAGAGGAUUACAGUUGCCAUAAUGUUCUUUUUUAAAAUGUCAAGAGGAACAGAGACUUUGGGAUAUGAACAUGGCAAACCAGUCUUUUAUCGUUAGCUCAUGUAUUUGAGGAAGAGCAGCUGUCUUUUAUAUGUUUUUGAGAAAUCAUAUUGUAAUUCUUUUGUACAAAAAAGUAGUACUUGUAUUCUAGAAGAAAUAUUGAAUGCUUAAUUUAUAAGCGGGCUGAGGCUUUUUUUCUCUUUUCUUUUUCCCAGUAUUGUUUUCGUUGAAAAUGAAAGGGGAUCAUCUCUUGAGUUGCGGGAAUUGGGAACUUUUUGACCGAUUAUUUUGUGGACCAAUAUUUUGGGAAAAGCAAAGGCAGGGGUAAAGCAGGGCUUCUUCAGUCUCAUCUUCGCUUAUACCAGCAAUAUCCACCUCUUAAAACAGACAAAUUGCAUUUUGCAAAACUUCUGUCAACACACAUGUCCAUUGCUUUAGCCCCAGUAAUCUCAGGACUUGAUUUAAAGUAUAUUUAAAAUUAAAAUAAAGAGCAGAGAUCUGAUAAGUUUCCAUGAGUAAAUGCCAUCCAGGAAAUAUUUGCUGUUGGGUAAUACAUAAAACAAUGUGGAAUUUUGUUUAUUUUCUUUGGUCCAUGUUUUGGAAGUUUCUGCUUUGGUGUUUUUUGGGGGGAGAACCCUUCUACUCCAAUAUAAUUCCAUUUAGAAGGCUGUCCAUUAAAUAGCAUGUUCCGUUCAUAGGAAGAGUUACAUAAUCCCUAAAGUAGAGCUGCAGCAUAAAAGAUCCUUGCAAGGCACCCUUUUUCCACAUGGGAAACAAUUCCGACCUUCCUAUCUUUACAGUUAAAAGCACAGAAAGGACAACCUUUUGAAAUCAUGUGAUGUUAGUCCAUUUACAUUUUAUUACCUGUUUUAAGUUGCUUGUCUGGGAUUUUUUGUUUUUUGCUACACUGUAAAUAUUUUGGGAAGUACUUUUUUUUUUGCUUUUUUUUUUUGCCCUUGUUCCAGUAUACGUUAGAUGUGAACCGCUUCCCCUAAAAAGCACCAGUAUGUUACAUUCUGAUGUCAUGAUCCCACAAUGUGUUACCUUUUAAUCCUGUUUUUCAUUCUUUUCAUGUGUACAGCAGUAUUUUUAAUAAAGAAUUCCAGAAAUAACAA